Messenger RNA from Trematosphaeria pertusa, 3240 nucleotides. RefSeq lists its product as uncharacterized. The transcript is spliced from 3 exons. Lineage: Eukaryota; Fungi; Ascomycota; Dothideomycetes; Pleosporales; Trematosphaeriaceae. The record is from RefSeq and is a predicted model, not a curated record. Bases 77 to 2878 code for a protein of 933 amino acids.
ACCGCCCGGUUCGCUCGCUCCCUAUGAGGGUGCAUGUCUUCACGCCUCCCGUGAGACGCUCCCGUCUCUGAACAGCAUGGACUCCUCGCCGCCCUCGCCCGGCACUCCCAGCCCAUCCUCGCCCUCGCCCUCCGACGAUGGGCUGACCCGGCCCGCGUCGCCUUUGCAGGACGAUGCGCGCAUGAUUCCGGCCCAGGAAGACGCCGACAACGACGGGGAGAGUGGCUCGGGCGGCGCGGCCUCAAGCGCACCGCAUCCGGCUGAGGAGACCGUCAACAGAUCACUCAAAGGAAAAGAGAAGGCGAGGAAGGGGCCGUUGCGACUGCUGGACCUCCCGGUGGAUAUUCUCAAAGAGAUCAUACACCAGCUUCCGCAUACCAACGACCUCACAUCGCUCGCGCUCUGCCAUUCGGCCCUCCACCGUCUCACGAUCCCAUGCAUAUACUCACGCUUUGAUAUUGUCUGGCCCGACGAAAGCACGCAUGCCGAGCCCCGAUCUGGCGUGGAUGCCCUCACUUAUGGAUUGGCGACUCUAGUCAUGGGCGACGACUGCUUUCCGCACCAGAACAGACUCCGCCACCAGUCCAGCGCGGCGAGCAACUCAAGCACGCCUUCUACGACCCCAUAUCCCAUUCCACGGCGGCGAUUUGGAAACUACUAUGCCCAGUUCACGAAGAAGUUCUCCUUGGGCAACGGGCCGGCAGCAUGGGUGCAGGAGUACAUGAUAACAAAAGAGGGCGGCAAAAUGCUCGGCACUUUGGUCGCGCUUGCGAUUGCCCGGAUGAUCAACCUCGAAACUUUUGUAUGGGAUAUGCCGACCGGCGUUCUCCGCGACGUAUGGCUAGCACUCUCGAGCCUGGCUGACCGCUCCGAUGGCGACGAGUGCCGGCUUGAACGCCUCUGGAUCCGAUGGCACGACAAUACUAUAGACGCUCCUGUUCCUGCGCCUCCGCCUCCGAUGAUCCUGAACAACGUAAACGUACCACCUCCCCCGGGCACUACGCAUCCCAGCGGAGUGGGCGCCGUUCAAGCGCCUGUCGUCGUCCCUCAGCCGUUCCAGUCACCUCUGGCUUCAGCAAUAGAUCGGGUUGAGUAUCCUACCUUCUCCGUGAUACCCCCGCUGAAGAGCUUGAGCGUCCUAGAUGUCGACGAACUACCUUAUCUGGACGAGAUGAGCAUCUUAAUAGCCAGGUCUCAGAAGAAGCUGCGAGAACUCAGGGUUGGCAUUGCUCCGCACGCACAACAGCGGGACUGGGUCACUGCAUGGGAAGGCGACGGGAUCCAACAAGUCGACUAUAAUGCCCCAUGGACUGGCGCCAGUUCAAUAGGAGAAAAGAGAUUGGGCGGUGUCCUUGGCAUACUCGUAGGAAGGAUUCAUAACCUGCGUCAUACCGAGGAGCAACCCAGCCACCGCCCCAACGCGGCCGGAUUGCUGGAUCGGCAAACGGAGACAACCGCCCUCAAAGUUGGAACACCAGACUCGAUGCCCGCCCACGCAACGCCAUUACAUGACCGAGAGCCUGAACAUGGUAUCGAGCAUUAUGAGCAUAUAUUGGACGAACCAACUGUACCGGAAGGGGUCAGUCUCAUCGAUGACAUCCAAUCGCUCGGCAUCAACCCAACCGUCCAACCACCCAACAACGCGGAGAACGACCCGGAACCACUGCUUUCGAAUCCUCUAGUCAUGCCAGUGCCAAAGCAUGGAAGCGCCGACGUUCCUCAUGAGUCUGAUAAAAUGACCGAGCCUAUAUUGAACGGAAAGCUGAAAUUAGAGGUCCUGGAGCUCGAGCGUGUUCCGCUCUCAGUCUCGGUGUUACUAAGGGCUUUCGAUUGGUCGAUGUUAUCGACUCUGACACUAUUGAACUGCAGCAACCACGAGCAAUUGUGGAAAUCCCUUCGACGCACCUACACCCCGCGCUCUGCAUAUCCCGCCGGCUCACCGUCUUCAUCAAAGGCGUAUAAGGCUUCAUAUACCCUCCGAUCAGAGUAUAGCCUGAACCUCAAGAAGAUUCACACGAACACGGUCUCUCCAUCCCUAAUAUCCUUCCUAAAGGAGACACUCGCACCCAACAGCCUGGAAGUGCUCUUCCUGCAAGAAGGGAGGUCGUACACAUCUGCAGUGACAGUGGAUGCGAUAUACCGAGGACCCUUGCGGCGACAUCGAUCAAGCCUAAAGAAGUUGAUGAUCGACAGCAGUGAGAAAGGUCCCGAUGGACAUGCUACAAAUAGCUCGAGGUGGAGGAGGUGGAUGCUGAACCGCGAGAUUCUCACCUUCAUCACCAGCGGACGCAUGAGCAGUCUCCGAGAACUCGCAGUAUCGAUCGACUACAAAGACUGGCAUCACUUCCUACAGCGCCUCCCUCUAAUCCCCCACAUCCGCUCCCUUUACAUCCCCUUCAUCGCCGACCACGCCCACGGCAACAACAUCGACCCGCGAGAACUUGCCUACCAAAUCCUCGACAUCGUGCACCUCCGCCCCGAAAUCGAGCUCUGCUACAUGGGGCUCUCGACAAAGUGCUUCGAGAUCCUAGAAAACCGCCCCUCAAACUACGAUCUCCGCCACGGCGGCGACGGUAUCAACGUCGGCGAUGGCACGGGCGUCGGCUACGUCGGUGCGCACGACCCUAUGAUGUCGGACGAUGAGUCCGAUGCGACCGAGGAUGAAGACGAUGACGAACUUGAUGGCGGGAUGGGCGGGCCUGUGGGAGAGAGCGAAGAGACGGAGAGUGAGGUCGAGGAGGAUGCGAAUGAUGACUCGGAUGAUGAGUCCUUCUUGCAAGAUUCGCAGAAGGGUCCGAAGCUGAGGGUACGCGAGAUUCUCUUCUACGAGGAGCGGGUUGAAGCUUUCCGGAGGCGGCAUGGGGUUCUCAGGCCGUAAGCGGAUGAUUAGACUACACAGGCGAUGUAAUGCGGUUGAAAGGGGAAGAAGAAAUGUCGACUGCAUUUUCACAGGUUCGAGCGGGGAAAACUCCGGUGCUGGACGGAUGGCGAUGGCGCAUUUAGUGGGAUAACCCUGGGAGUUUUUUUGGUAUUUUUCCUUGCGAGGUCAUCAUCAUUCAAUCCUUGGGCGUGGUUAGGAUCAUAAGAUAUCUCUCUCGGUCAUAAGCGAGCUAGUGGCAGCUUUAAAGCAACUUUACUUUACGGGAAACUGUAGUUUAGAUAUAGUUCGAGUGCGUUGGGAACGCCCGGUAAAGGAAUGAAUGCAAUUAGAAUUGCGGAGCGGACCUGUUGGUUACCUAU